This is a messenger RNA of Elaeis guineensis (African oil palm), 2755 nucleotides long. Its product is annotated as adagio-like protein 1. Gene Ontology annotation, biological process: response to blue light; circadian rhythm. Gene Ontology annotation, cellular component: SCF ubiquitin ligase complex; cytosol; nucleus. Lineage: Eukaryota; Viridiplantae; Streptophyta; Magnoliopsida; Arecales; Arecaceae. The record is from RefSeq and is a predicted model, not a curated record. Gene Ontology annotation, molecular function: protein binding.
UAAUCUGACAGUACGCCGCUUAGUCCCCCCUCCCCACCGCCUCUCUCUCCGAGUUUUUUUUAGGUCGGUUUGUGGCUAAUUUCCAGACAACUCUCCGUCCACUCGUUCCCCACCUCUCCUCCCGCGACCCAACAUCCUAUUCUCUCCAAAACCCCCAAAGAGAAAAAGCGAGCUAGCUAGCAAGAAGCGGAGAACAAUAACCGAACCCUCUCUUUCUCUCGCUCUCUCCCCUUCUUUGUUCUUGCCCUCGGGUUCCUCUCCUCUGCUCCGGCUCGCGUUAUUGGCUACGAUUUCGACUACAAGGUCUUAGUUUGUUCGUGGUUUGGAUCUGGGGAUUUGGGGUGGCGAUGGAGUGGGACAGCGACUCAGAGGGGCCGAGCAGCGGUGAGGAGGCGGAGGAGGAGCAGGAGGAGGAGGGGGGCUUCGUGCCGAGUGACGGCGGGGGGGUCUUUUCCUUUCCCGUAGAAGGCAUGCUCCAGUCGGCGGCGUCGUGCGGGCUGGUGGUCACGGACGCGCUCGAGCCCGACUACCCCAUCAUCUACGUCAACAGAGGGUUCGAGAAGGCCACGGGCUACCGCGCCGAGGAGGUGCUCGGGAGGAACUGCCGAUUCCUGCAAUGCAGAGGGCCAUUUGCUCAAAGAAGGCAUCCUUUAGUGGAUGCUACAGUAGUUGCUGAGAUACGAAGAUGUCUUGAGGAAGGCAUAGAAUUCCAGGGUGAUCUAUUGAAUUUUAGGAAAGAUGGUUCUCCAUUGAUGAACAGACUGCAGCUAACCCCAAUUUAUGGGGAUGAUGAGACAAUAACCCAUGUUAUGGGCAUCCAGCUUUUCUCUGACACAAAUGUUGACUUGGGACCAUUGCCUGGUUCCAUGACAAAGGAAUGUGUGAGACCUUCUAUGUGCUUCACUGUAGACAACUCCUGCCGACCUAUCUCUGCAGGGCAUGUGCAUGUAUGUCGUGAAUUUUGUAGCAUGCUGCAACUCAGUGAUGAGGUAUUGUCUCAAAAAAUCCUUUCAAGGUUGUCUCCGAGAGAUAUUGCAUCUGUUGGUUCUGUGUGCAAGAGGCUUUAUCAGUUAACAAAGAAUGAGGAUCUCUGGAGAAUGGUUUGUCAGAAUGCGUGGGGCAGUGAAACUACUCGUGCAUUAGAAACUGUACCUGGAGCAAAAAGGCUGGGAUGGGGAAGACUUGCGAGAGAGUUAACCACCCUUGAAGCUGCUGCAUGGAGGAAAUUGACAGUUGCGGGUGCUGUGGAGCCAUCCCGUUGCAAUUUCAGUGCUUGUGCUGCUGGGAACAGGGUUGUUCUUUUUGGUGGUGAAGGUGUUAACAUGCAACCAAUGAAUGAUACUUUUGUGUUGGAUCUGAAUGCCAGUAAACCGGAGUGGAGACAUGUUAAUGCGAGCUCUGCACCACCAGGCCGGUGGGGCCAUACGCUAUCUUGCUUAAAUGGAUCUUGGUUGGUUGUGUUUGGUGGCUGUGGAACGCACGGCUUGCUUAAUGAUGUCUUUAUAUUGGAUUUGGAUGCACAACAUCCUGAAUGGCGUGAGAUCUCGGGACUGGCACCUCCGCUUCCAAGGUCCUGGCACAGUUCUUGCACACUUGAUGGCACAAAGUUGGUGGUUUCAGGAGGUUGUGCUGAUUCGGGUGUACUACUCAGUGAUACUUACCUAUUGGAUGUCACAAUGGAAAAACCUGUGUGGAGAGAGAUUCCGGCAUCUUGGACUCCACCUUCUAGGUUGGGCCACUCGCUUUCUGUAUAUGAUGGCAGGAAAAUACUGAUGUUUGGUGGUCUGGCUAAGAGUGGGCCUCUUCGGCUGCGGUCCAGUGAUGUGUUCACCAUGGAUCUAAGUGAAGAAGAGCCUUGUUGGAGGUGCAUUACUGGGAGUGGAAUGCCAGGUGCCGGAAAUCCUGCAGGAAUUGGUCCUCCACCCCGCCUUGAUCAUGUUGCUGUGAGCCUACCAGGUGGUAGGAUCUUGAUAUUUGGUGGGUCAGUGGCUGGUCUUCACUCAGCUUCUCAGCUUUAUCUCUUGGAUCCAACUGAGGAGAAGCCAACCUGGAGGAUACUGAAUGUACCUGGUCGUCCACCACGAUUUGCUUGGGGGCAUAGUACGUGCAUUGUUGGUGGAACAAGAGCAAUUGUACUUGGUGGCCAAACAGGAGAAGAAUGGAUGCUAAGUGAGCUGCACGAGCUGUCUUUGGGGAGUUCCCCUCAUAUGAUCUGAGGGGCGAGGGACAAGUUCAGUUAUCUGGAAUGUUAGCUAGAAAAGCAUAUGCUUUUUUGAUUCCAAUAAGAAAUAGAGCUGACUAUACACUGCCACCCAUGGCGUAAAGAAUUGUCAGAUCAAGUUUGCUUACGGAGUUUCACAUUUGCUUGCAACAGAUAAAGUCCUGAUUAGUGGUUAGGUUCAGUGCUGUAUGGCUUGGACACUUGAAGUUUCAUCUUUCUCGAUCAUGAGUAGAGCUGUCACUUUAUGGGUUGUGUUUGGAUUGCUACGAUAUAAGUAAUAUUUAGAAAAUACUAGUAUAAUUUGCAUCUUAUUUAUUGUAGCUUUCUUGCUGCUUCUGGUUUGUAUCUCAAUAGAAAAUCAAGGAAUUGCCUGUAUAUAGUGAGCACAUCUCUGUAUCUCUCUCACAUUGUGGUGCAUUUUAAUGCUUUGGCUCAGUCCUUUUCCUUUGUGUCGUUGCUUUUCUUGGUUCUACUCUUGAUCAUGUACGGUAAGAAAGCAUGCAGUGCUUUUUAUUAAAAAACAGUGAUAUUCUU